UCCCUGCGCCGCGGCCGCUGCCAGGCACCGGCGACUCCGCGCCGAGGUGCACUCACGCUCCGGGCUCCGGGCGCGCCGAGCCUCUCCGCCGCGCCGCCCGCCCCCCGCGUCCCCCGCGCCGCGCCCCCACUCGGGCGGGGGGGCAUGGGCCCCCGCCGCGUCCGCCGCCGCCGAUCGCAGGCGCCCCAGCCCCCGGGCGCGGCGGGCAGCGGCCGCUGACGCGGGGCGCCGGCUGCCAACUUCGCGCGCUGAGCUCCCGGCGGCGCGGGCGGCAUGAAGACGAGCCGCCGCGGCCGGGCGCUCGUGGCCGUGGCCCUGAACCUGCUGGCGCUGCUCUUCGCCACCACCGCCUUCCUCACCACGCACUGGUGCCAGGGCACGCAGCGGGUGCCCAAGCCGGGCUGCGGCCAGGGCGGGCGCGCCAACUGCCCCAACUCGGGCGCCAACGCCACGGCCAACGGCACCGCCGCCCCCGCCGCCGCGGGGAACGGCCCCCCCGGCGGCGAGCUCUACAGCUGGGAGACGGGCGACGACCGCUUCCUCUUCAGGAAUUUCCACACCGGCAUCUGGUACUCGUGCGAGGAGGAGCUCGGCGGGCGCGGUGAGACAUGCCGCAGCUUCAUCGACCUGGCCCCAGCGUCGGAGAAAGGGGUCCUGUGGCUGUCGGUGGUCUCCGAGGUGCUCUACAUCCUCCUGCUGGUGGUCGGCUUCAGCCUCAUGUGUCUCGAGCUCUUCCACUCCAGCAGCGUCAUCCACGGGCUCAAGCUCAAUGCCUUCGCGGCCGUGUUCACGGUGCUCUCAGGCCUCCUGGGAAUGGUCGCCCACAUGAUGUACACGCAGGUGUUCCAGGUCACCGUGAGCCUCGGCCCUGAGGACUGGAGGCCCCAUUCCUGGGACUACGGGUGGUCCUUCUGCCUGGCGUGGGGCUCCUUCACCUGCUGCAUGGCCGCCUCCGUGACCACGCUCAACUCCUACACCAAGACGGUCAUCGAGUUCCGCCACAAGCGCAAGGUGUUUGAGCAGGGCUACCGGGAGGAGCCGACCUUCAUAGAGCCCGAGGCCAUCAAGUACUUCCGAGAGAGGUCAGUGCUCGCGGGGCACCGGCACGACGAGGAGGACGACCUUCGCUUAGAUUGCCGCCACGAGAGAUACCCCGCCCCAGGACACCAGCCACACCUGGGCGAUUCCUGGCCGCGGAGCUCUGCACACGAGGCCGCGGAGCUGAGCCGCCAGUGCUGGGUCCUGGGGCACUGGGUGUGACUGAGACCAGCCGGCCCCAGACCCAGCCUCCGUCAGCACCAGCUCCGCCACCAGGCCGCGCGUCUGGCGCCACCGAAACCUGGCCUGUGCGCUCUGAACCCAGCCAGCCUGCACGGGAGACACCGGCCGGCCCUGCCCAUCGCUGCCCGGGUCUCAGGCCCGAGCAGAGGGGCCCGCGGGCCUGUGGAGUACACAGGGCUGCACAGAGCAACUUCGGGACAGCAACUUCGCACUCUUGCCACAUGCACAGCCCUGCUGGGUACAGCUGGGAGGCCAGGAAAAACCGGACAUCGGCCAUUGGAAGCCUGGGGUCCCCCGAGCCAGCUAGGAAGUUCAGGAGGUGGCCAGCGGCACAUGACCUUUCGGGGAGCAGGGCAUGGCACUGCAGGGGGCACACAGCAGGCACACAGCAGGGGCUGAAUAAAUGCUUGUUGAACCUGU
Messenger RNA from Myotis daubentonii (Daubenton's bat), 1701 nucleotides. It is a transcript of the gene GSG1L, whose product is annotated as GSG1 like. Lineage: Eukaryota; Metazoa; Chordata; Mammalia; Chiroptera; Vespertilionidae. The record is from RefSeq and is a predicted model, not a curated record. Gene Ontology annotation, cellular component: plasma membrane; postsynaptic density membrane.